AUGUUCUUUGACUCGAGACGGUCGCCGGUGCUGGCGAUGAACGGCAUGGUGGCCACCAGCCAGCCCCUGGCGGCGCAGGCCGGGUUGCAGAUUCUUAUUAAUGGGGGCAACGCCGUGGACGCAGCGGUGGCUGCCGCCGCCGUUCUGAACGUGGUUGAACCCGAGUCCACCGGCGUGGGCGGGGACAUGUUUGCGCUGGUCUGGAAGGACAACGAGAAGAAGGUACACGCCCUGAACGGAGGGGCCCCAUCCGUGUCCAUCCCCGGCACCGUCCACGGGUGGGAGACGAUACUGGAGGCCCACGGGACGAUGCCGCUGGCGGAGGUGCUGAAGCCGGCCAUCCGGUACGCCGAGGAGGGGUUUCCGGUCAGCGACUACAUCGCCUACCAAUGGUCGGGGCAGGGGCCGCGACUGUCGGCGCUGCCUUCGGGGCAGGAGAUGCUGCUGAACGGGCGUCCGCCGCGCCAGGGGGAGGUGAUGAAGCUGCCGACGCUGGGCAAGACAUUGAGCGCGGUGGCCGAGGGCGGUUCCAAGGCCUUUUACCACGGGGAGAUUGCGGAGAAGAUUGCCAGCUUUGUCCAGGAACAGGGCGGGUGGAUCACCACCGAGGACCUGGAGUCCACAACGUCGGACUGGGACGAGGCGAUCAGCACCGACUACCGGGGGAUUACGUGCUGGGAGUGCCCGCCCAACGGCCAGGGGAUAGCGGCCCUGGAGGCGAUGAACAUCGUCGAGGGGUUUGACAUCAGGGGCAUGGGCCCGCAGACGGUCAACACCUACCACCACCUGAUCGAGGCCAUGCGACUUUCCUUCGCCGACGCCUACCGGUACGUGGCCGACCCGCGCAUGGCCGACGUGCCCAUAACGGAGCUAACAGACAAGGCCUACGCCGCCAGACGCCGGGAGUCGAUCGAUCCGGAGCGGGCCAUGGCCCAUGCCGCUCACGGCGACAUUACGGGCUUUGGCAACAGCGCAGGUCCAGGAGGGGAUACGGUGUACGUCAGCGUGGUGGACGGCCAGGGCAACGCCUGUUCCUUUAUCAACAGCGUGUACAUCAACUUCGGCAGCGGGCUGGUGGUGCCGGGCACAGGGAUAGUACUGCAGAACCGGGCGGCCCUCUUCUCCCUGGAGCCCGACCACCCCAACGCGCUGGAGGGUGGCAAGCGACCAUACCACACCAUCAUUUCCGGCCAUGGCCACCAGGGACAAUGA
Geodia barretti is the source of this 1212-nucleotide messenger RNA. NCBI's taxonomy places the organism in Eukaryota, Metazoa, Porifera, Demospongiae, Tetractinellida, Geodiidae. The record is from the annotation of a GenBank genome assembly.